AUGUCAAGGAUUAGACAGGCUAACAGCACUACUACUAAAAAUAACCAUUCAAACCAAAGAAAUAUUUCAGGUGCCGCAACUAAUUUAUCUCAAAAUGAAUAUACCCCAUGGAACAGGUUUAAACUAAAUCCGUCUCCUUUCCCAAGGUACAGACAUGUCGCCUCAUCUCAUGCUUCAAAGGACGAUACUUUAUUCAUAAUAGGUGGCUUGCGAGAGCAAUCGGUUUAUGGCGAUGUCUGGUCAAUUAACCAUAAAGAUGAUAAAUCUUUCAGCGCUAGCUCAAUCGAAAUUACACCAACUACUCCUCCUCCUCGUGUGGGCCAUGCUUCGACCAUAUGUGGUAACGCAUUGAUCUUAUUCGGUGGAGACACCCAUAAGGUUAAUGAAGAUGGUUUGAUGGAUGAUGAUUUAUAUUUGUUCAAUUUGAACUCUUACAAGUGGACAAUACCAGAACCAAUUGGUUUGCGUCCCUUAGGUCGUUAUGGUCAUAAAAUUUCAAUAAUAGCUACCCAGCCAACAAAGACAAAGUUAUUCUUAUUCGGUGGUCAAUUCGAUGAUACAUAUUUUAAUGAUUUAUCUAUGUUCGAUUUAUCUACCUUUAGGAAACCUGACGCACAAUGGGAAUUUAUUAAACCAAAAAGUUUCUUCCCACCGCCGGUUUCCAACCAUACUAUGAUCUCUUACGACAAUAAAUUAUGGGUAUUCGGUGGUGAAACUUUGCAAGGUUUAAUAAAUGAAGUAUUCGUUUAUGAUCCAAUUGUGAAUGAUUGGUCUGUAAUAGAAACCACUGGAUCUUCACCUCCCCCUAUUCAAGAACACGCUGCAGUUGUUUAUAAAAAUUUAAUGUGUGUUGUAGGUGGUAAAGAUUCAAAAGAUAACUAUAUGAAUUCUGUUUAUUUCCUAAAUUUGAAUACUUUAAAAUGGUUUAAAUUACCUCAUAUAAAUCCAGGUAUAAUGCAAGGUAGAUCGGGACACACUGCAACCUUAUUAAAUGAUGAUAGCAUAUUAAUUUUGAGUGGUGAUAAGAAUGAUUUUGCAAGACCUGGUGAAAAUGAUUUCCACACUUCCGAUUCAGAUUUAGGCAAUGGAACAAUCAUGUACACUUUAGAUCUAUCGAAAUUAUCAGAACUAUGUCCAGGCAUAUUCAAUAAUAACAUAUAUUAUUCUGCAUCAGAAACCAGUAUUGUAAAUAACAGCAUGGAUAAUUUGACUCCAGACAAGAACCACCCUGUAUCUAGAAAUAAUACUCCAAGUAUUACAAAUCAACGACAAAUAUUCCCAGAUAUAUUAACCCCAUAUGUCCCUCAAGGUGUCAAUACACCAAAUACUAUGAAUAAUGUACAGACUCCAAAUCUAAAAUCUGCGGUAAUCGUAAAUUCUGGGUCCGGUUCUGAUGCAAAAGGGCACAAAAGAGCAAUGUCAGAUUUGAUGAAGCCUUCCUCUCCGGCUCCCAACCUUCCUUUACCUGAGUUGCUUUCUAGAACCCCAGAAUUACCAACACCAAAUCCACCUCAUGUAUUAGCAUUAAGCUCAAUCGCAAAUAAAUUAGCUGAUGAGAAGUCUUCAAAUACCUAUACUACAAGCCAUGUUACAUCUCCCUCAAAUGCAUCAAUUGAAACUGGAAACAGAUUAUCUUCUACUUUAGAUUAUACUAUCGAUAUUGAUGCGUACUUUGAGGAUGGUGAUUCCAUAAGGGGAUCUAAUCAAUUUGGCACACCUUCAAAGCCUUCUAAACUUUCUAGAUCCGAAAUUCAAGAUAGUAGUAUCGACCAAGAUGAGACUAUUCAGCCAAGCUCAAUAAGCCUUGUUAAGCAGUCCGAUUUUGAUAAUUCCUCAAAUGAUUCAUUUAGCAAGUAUUCAUUAAAACAAUUAAAGACCGAAUUAGAAAAUAUUAAGAAUGUAACCAGAACCAAAGCAUUAGAAGCAAGUAAUUAUAUCAAAGAAUUGGAAACACAGGUAUCAGAAUUGAAAAAUAAUUCUGAUCCAAAUCAAAUUUCUAAUUUACAGGUCAAAAAUAGUGCACUAGAGUCAGAAGUAAUUACACUAAAAAGUAAAUUAAGUGCAAAUGAAAAUAUUUUAGGGUCAGCAUUUUUGGAUACUGACAAUCUAAAUAAAAUUAUUAGAAGUCAAAAUACGAAAUUACAACAGAUUAAAGAUGCAAAUGAUUCAAACUCAAAUUAUUUAAAGAAAGAGUUAAUGGAUUUAAAAGUUGAAAAUGAAAAUUUGAAGUUUGAAAAUGAACAAUUAAAGCAAAAACUUAAAUUACAAGAAGACAGGGAUUCUGAGUUAAAUGAGAAUGUAAAAUUAUAUUCAUCCCAAUUACAAGAAUUGAUUAUGCAUUGGAAGAGAGAGAAAUCAAUACGAGAGACAGUUGUCACAUUAGAGGAGGAUGAAGUUACUAAUUCUUCCGUAACCAAAUCCCCAAUUAUUGAAUUAAAUUCUAAAUUAGAAAUGCUACUAUCUGAAAAUAAAAAAGUCACAGAUAUAAAUGAAGAAUUAACUGAUGAAUUGGAGACACUUCAAAAGCAAUUUGACUUAAAAAAUAAUGAAUUAGAAGAUAAAAAUAAAAUUCUGAAACAACUUGAACAGAAAUACCAAUCGGGGUUAGACUCUUUAAUUAAAACAAGCAAGUCUUUAGAGGCGUCACAAGUGGAUUUGGGAAAAUAUAAGCAACAGAUUACUAAACAACAAAAAGAAAUUAAUUCUUUACGUGUUAGUCGUAAUGGUAGCUCAGGUCAAUUGGAUUCAGAUAAUGAGACCAGAGUAAAUGAAGAAAUAAAGUUACUGGAAUCUCGUUUCAACUCAAAUAUGAAUGGGUUGAAGGCAGAACUCUAUGUUAUUUCCCAAGAAAGAGACCAUUUAAAAGAUGAAGUAUUAUCAAUGAAGAAAGAGUUAUUAUCAUUAGAUCUUUCGCAAUUAUAG
This is a messenger RNA of Vanderwaltozyma polyspora DSM 70294, 2922 nucleotides long. RefSeq lists its product as uncharacterized. Gene Ontology annotation, biological process: regulation of cell shape. The coding region runs from base 1 to 2922 and encodes 973 amino acids. The record is from RefSeq and is a predicted model, not a curated record. NCBI's taxonomy places the organism in Eukaryota, Fungi, Ascomycota, Saccharomycetes, Saccharomycetales, Saccharomycetaceae. Gene Ontology annotation, molecular function: protein binding. The transcript has a single exon.